Trichophyton rubrum CBS 118892 is the source of this 2302-nucleotide messenger RNA. RefSeq lists its product as uncharacterized. The transcript has a single exon. NCBI's taxonomy places the organism in Eukaryota, Fungi, Ascomycota, Eurotiomycetes, Onygenales, Arthrodermataceae. Bases 1208 to 2059 code for a protein of 283 amino acids. The record is from RefSeq and is a predicted model, not a curated record.
UUACGGGCCUGCUGGGCGGAUUUCUUGAACAGGCGGAGGAAGUGGGAAAAGGAGUGCCUACACUUACUCUGUACCUCACGGCAGAUAGAUGCUGCGUGUAAAAGCAGCAUUUACUUCUCCUCCAUACAUAUGUCAUGGUGUGCAUGCCUUUGUCAUGAUAUAAUAACUAUCAGGAUGAGGGAUGGAAAGUGAAAUGAGAUCGUGCCCAAACGUACUCCUCCCUACUCCGCAGUGUGCUACAAACCUGUUACAUAACCAUGCCUUCUCCGCCGUGGCAAGGCACGGUAUGCUAAGGCAAGGCCUGCAAGUCAUGCAAGACAUAUUUGGAGGAAGCUGCUAUGUCAUCUACCAUCUAAUAUCAUAUUUCAUCCCCAGACCUGCAGCAUUUUUCAUUUACAACAACUUACGCUGUUUACAACAGUCAAGGACUGGAGCCCCAACCUGUUUCCUACCCAUUCACCGCAAACAAUCUAUAAUAAAACCGCUGCCCAUAGCCGAGUCCUCAACCGCUAGGUCACUCCCCAGUCUUUCGUUCACUGUUGUGUGGCUCAGAGGGGAAAUCCAGCCUGCUAUCUUCCCUAUCUCGAGAGGAUAUUUGCUUACUCUGCCCCCUUCACUUCAUUAAUUGAUAAAUAAAGGCCUUCAUCCGGCCGCUUUUCACCAUCCUUCUCAUAUCUUUCUUUGUGGAGAUAGAAGAGAGAUAUCUCUCACUAUAACCUUUUUUUUCCUCUCCCUGCACACUACGAGGUAGUGUGUUUUAUCCACGGUUAGAUAUACAAACCCCAACUUGGCUUCCGCCCGGAUGUCACUUUCUGAUCCCUGAAGAACAGCUUUAUGAACCACGAUUUUUCGCAAAUUCAAAAAACAUAUUGGCUAGCUCUCUCGGCAGUAUUGCACCGGUUGUCAUAAUUAUUCAGCGAGAUAUACCAGUCUAAUCAAUCGUAUUAUACCCAUUCAGGAGUCGCAGAAGAUGGACCGACAGACCUAUAUUGAUGGACCACCGUCACCACCAUCUUUUCUGACUGAAUAUAAACCUCCGUGCCUUAGAGCAAUGAGGUGUGGAAUUGAAAAGCAGAGCAAAUCAUUGCCUUCUUGCGGUGGACGCGCAUGGACUGAGGAAGAGGUAUGACUGGAUGAAAGCAAUAGGCCGGUGGUUUGAACAUAUGUUAAUAUUCAUGAUCAGGAUACCUACCUCUACCGUGCCCGUAUGAUGAAAACCCCAUACAAACGUAUUGCAGCUCAUUUGUGCAAGACCGAGCUGGCUUGUCGCUUGCACUUUCACCAAAUGUCAUCAGGCAACCUCCGGAGGCGAAGUGCAAAGUCACGAUCUUCCUCACUCAGCCUGGAAUCAACACAAUACCCCAUUGAGGAUGCGAGGCGCAAUUACUCUACCCCUUCACACACAAGGACUCCGUCUCCACGCUACGAACCAGUUCCCAGCUACUUCCCACCCUCUUCUUCCCCGGCUUUUUCUCAACAGCGAUUGCCGUCGCUUUCGUAUCCGCUGGAGCUAUCAUCAACUGGUCCAGACCCCAACAAACAACCCAUGGCCCAUGCUAGCACAGCACACGACAGGAACCCGUCCCCACCAAACCAUCGAUUCCAUGUCAAUAUCAACGCUUCCAGGCCGUCGAAUAUACCGUACACCCACAGAUACUCAUUCCCGCCCCUUUCUACUCACGCUGCUGUAAAUCAUCCUUCCCAAGCCACACUACCGCAGCCUAAUAUAUCUGAUUUAUCUCAUGAUAUAACUUUACCACCAAUCCGAUCGAUCCCCUUACCCACACCUAGCCCUAGCCCGGGACCUGGUCCGGGCCCCUUAAUUCCCUCAAGGGAACUCCUUAGAGAUGUUUAUCGGCGUGGGUCUCACCCGCUAGCAGGGCAAUGCACAAGUGAUCUCCGUCGUGCAGCCGACGAACCUCCACAACAUCGAGUUACAGAACCAGGUGUUCAGCAAUUUACUCAAAGCGCUCUGCGAAAAUGUGCCGUCUCUUCACUUCUGAAUGUUGAAAGAGACGUAUGGACUCCUCGAGAGAUUAAGAGCGGCCCUGUGAUGUGAAGUUCCACUGCGAUGCUUUCCCUUCGCCAUUUUCUCCCUUUUACUAUGUAUAUUUUUUUCAGGAUAGCCCUACUGGUGGCUGGAUACACUGCAUAUUCUCUUUAAAUAUACCCUUCAAUGAACUUUAGUCCUUUUCCUCCUUAUUUCUCCAUUUACCUUACGUUGACGAGCUUAAUGAUCAUAGGUUGCUGUACACUCCUGCUCAUUCCAUCCUGUUCCCUUCAAAAAACAAUAUAUAUAGAC